This is a messenger RNA of Diabrotica balteata, 2460 nucleotides long. Lineage: Eukaryota; Metazoa; Arthropoda; Insecta; Coleoptera; Chrysomelidae. The record is from the annotation of a GenBank genome assembly.
UUCACUUUCCAAACAAACGUUGUUUAGUGUGGAUAAUUUGUAUUUUUCGUUAUUUUUUAAUAUUAUUACAGAAUCUUUCCACUUCUUGCAAUAUCUAAGUAUUCUAAUAGUUACUACAGCAAGUUUACAAGGUUGUGUAAAUAAUAAAGCAUGUUGUUUUAUAAAAAUAGCAAUAAAAUGCAUGCAUCAAUAAAGUAAAGUUAGAAUGUCCUUAAUGUAUACUUUUAAACUAUAUUUCAUAGAAAUAGAACACUGAAUUGUGAUAUUUGUGAUGGUGUUAUCGUAAAAAACACUAUACUUAAAAGAAAAAGUAGCAAAGUAAGCAAAAUGUUAUAGAGAUAACCAAAAUCAAGAAUCAAGUUUGAUCAAAUGGAAGUAAAACAAGAGUUUAGCGACGACUCAUAUAAAAUAGAAAUAGAAGAUAAUGAGGUGAAUGACGCUCUACUUGAUAACUACAAAAUUGAGAUUAAUGAGGAGCCCAAGAGAGAAAGUGCACAUGAUGCAUUUGAUUAUUUAGUUUUACAUGAGAACUCUCCAAAAACUGAAAUAGAACAAGUUGAAGAAAAACUAACAAAUAAAAGAAGCUUUUCCCCUGAAAAUAUACAAACAAAUGCAAGCAAAGUAUUCAAAGACCAUGUUAAAAUUAACAGUGUUUUGGACCAACAUCAAACUACUUCGCUGCAUGUGAAUUCUGAAAAAUCUGUUACCUGUGAAACUCUUAGUGUGCACACUCAAGAAAAACAUUUUACAUGUGAAAUUUGCUCGAAAUUGUUUUCAAACAAAUCCAAUUUACGAAAACAUCUGAGAAAACACACUGGAGAUAAACCUUUUACUUGCGAAAUUUGCUCCAAAUUGUUUUCAGAAAAAUUCAGUUUAAAUGAGCAUAUGAUAAUACACACGGGAGAUAAACCUUUUGCAUGUGAAAUAUGCUCUAAAUUGUUUUCAAGAAAAUCCAAUCUAAAUUGGCAUCUGAAAUUACAUGAAGGAGGCAAGCCUUUCAAAUGUGAAAUUUGCUCCAUAUUGUUUUCACAUAAAUGCAGUUUACAAAGACAUCUGAGAAAACACACUGGCGAAAAACCUUUUACAUGUGAAAUUUGCUCUAAAUUGUUUUCACAAAAAACUGAUUUAAAAAUACAUCUCAGAAUACACACUGGGGAAAAACCUUUUAGAUGUGAAAUUUGCUUUAAAUCUUUUUCACAAAAAUAUCAUUUACAAAAACAUCUGAGAAUAUACACUCGAGAAAAACAUUUUGCAUGUAAAAUUUGCUCCAAAUUGUUUUCAGACCAAUCCAAUUUACGAAAACAUCUGGGAAAACACACCGAAGAUAAACUUUCUAUUUGCGAAAUUUGUUCCAAAUUGUUUUCACAAAAAUCCUCUUUAAAUGAGCACAUGAAAAUACAUACGGGAGAUAAAUCUUUUGCAUGUGAAAUAUGCUUCAAAUUGUUUUCACGAAAUUCCAAUUUACGAAGACAUCUGAGAAAACAUACUUAAGAUAAACUUUUUACUUAUAAAAUUUGCUCUAAAUAAUUUUAACAAAGAUCCCAUUUACAAACACAUCUGAGAAAACAUGCUGGAAAUGUAUCUUUUACUUACGUAAUUUGCUCCAAUUUUUUUCACGAAAAUCUAAUUUAAUUGUGCAUAUUAAAAUACACACGGGAGAUAAACCUUUUGCAUGUGAAAUAUGCUCCAAAUUGUUUUCACGAAAUUCAAUUUACAAACACAUCUAAGAAUACACAUUGGAGAAAAACCUAGUUAAAAUCCGCUUAACCUGAAGUUAAACUUUAUAGUAUAUCUAUUAUGCAUAGUGUCAUGUGAUAUCUCAUAUAUCGCUACACGUUCAUUAAUAACGAAUAUACGAUGUAGUGCCGUUUUGACAGUCGCCGUCAUGGUACGUGAAGAUCGAGUCUCCACCAAGAAACGAGACCAAAAUGAACAGAAUGAACUUAGAAUUUCUUAUGGCGAUCUACAUGAGGAAACCGACGAUUUUGUACUCUUGCCGUUCAGCCCUUUUACUACAAAAAGAUAUUUUCAAAAAAAUCUUUAAAAACCCAUAUGAGGAUACACAAUGUAUAAAAACCUUUUUACUGUGAACUUCGCUCCAAAUUAUUUUUACAGAGAUCCCAUUUACAAGUGAACUUUUUUCCAAAUUGUUUUCACAAAAGUCCCCAUUAAAAAACGAAAAGCGAAUACGCAAUAUAUCAAAAAACCUUUUAAUGAAGUUUGCUUGAAAGCAAGUGUCCAAUUGAAAAAAAAAUCAUGAGAAUAAAACUGACUAAAAAUCUGUUAUGUGUAAAAUUUACAUCAAAUAAUUUCCAAGAAGUUUCAAUACACAUAUAAAAGCACACUAGUUAAAACUAUGCAUAUUCACCAUUUCCUUUGUAUUAGUUUGUUUAUUAAAUUGUAUUGUUAAGUGUCCAACACAUUAUACAAUUAAUACAUAAAAAAAUAAAACUAUUUGCU